Messenger RNA from Trichechus manatus latirostris (Florida manatee), 1687 nucleotides. It is a transcript of the gene TUBB, whose product is annotated as tubulin beta class I. Gene Ontology annotation, cellular component: microtubule; cytoplasm. Gene Ontology annotation, biological process: mitotic cell cycle; microtubule cytoskeleton organization. The coding region runs from base 170 to 1504 and encodes 444 amino acids. The record is from RefSeq and is a predicted model, not a curated record. The transcript has 4 exons. Gene Ontology annotation, molecular function: structural constituent of cytoskeleton; GTP binding; GTPase activity. Lineage: Eukaryota; Metazoa; Chordata; Mammalia; Sirenia; Trichechidae.
UUUCUCCCUCUCAGAACCUUCCUGCCGCCGCGUUCGGACCUCGCUGCUCCAGCCUCCGGGGCACGUUCCAUCGCCGCAGCCUGCGAUCCGCAGAGACAAAAUUAUAUAUCGUUCUCUUGCCCCGCACACAAUCGAGGCGAGCAAAAAAAAACUAAAAUAAAUUUUCACCAUGAGGGAAAUCGUGCACAUCCAGGCUGGUCAGUGUGGCAACCAGAUCGGUGCCAAGUUCUGGGAGGUGAUCAGUGAUGAACACGGCAUCGACCCCACCGGCACCUACCACGGGGACAGUGACCUGCAGCUGGACCGCAUCUCAGUGUACUACAAUGAAGCCACAGGUGGCAAAUAUGUUCCUCGUGCUAUCUUGGUGGAUCUAGAACCCGGGACCAUGGACUCUGUUCGCUCAGGCCCUUUUGGCCAGAUCUUCAGACCAGACAACUUUGUUUUUGGUCAGUCUGGGGCAGGCAACAACUGGGCCAAGGGCCACUACACAGAGGGGGCCGAGCUGGUCGACUCCGUCUUGGAUGUGGUGCGGAAGGAGGCUGAGAGCUGUGACUGCCUGCAGGGCUUCCAACUGACCCACUCACUCGGUGGAGGCACAGGCUCUGGAAUGGGUACCUUGCUCAUCAGCAAGAUCCGUGAAGAGUAUCCUGACCGCAUCAUGAACACCUUCAGUGUGGUGCCCUCACCCAAAGUAUCCGACACUGUGGUUGAGCCCUACAACGCCACCCUCUCUGUCCACCAGUUGGUAGAGAACACCGAUGAGACCUAUUGCAUUGAUAAUGAAGCACUCUACGAUAUCUGCUUCCGCACUCUCAAGCUGACCACACCAACUUAUGGAGACCUGAACCACCUUGUCUCAGCCACCAUGAGCGGUGUCACCACUUGCCUCCGCUUCCCUGGCCAGCUCAAUGCUGACCUCCGCAAGCUGGCAGUCAACAUGGUGCCCUUCCCACGUCUCCACUUUUUCAUGCCUGGCUUUGCCCCACUCACCAGCCGUGGUAGCCAGCAGUACCGGGCCCUCACCGUGCCUGAGCUCACCCAGCAGGUCUUUGAUGCCAAGAACAUGAUGGCUGCCUGUGACCCCCGCCAUGGCCGGUACCUCACUGUGGCGGCUGUCUUCCGUGGGCGGAUGUCCAUGAAGGAGGUGGAUGAGCAGAUGCUCAACGUACAGAAUAAGAAUAGCAGCUACUUCGUGGAAUGGAUCCCCAACAAUGUCAAGACGGCUGUCUGUGACAUCCCACCCCGAGGCCUCAAGAUGGCGGUCACCUUCAUUGGUAACAGCACAGCCAUCCAGGAGCUCUUCAAGCGCAUUUCAGAGCAGUUCACCGCCAUGUUCCGUCGGAAGGCCUUCCUCCACUGGUACACAGGUGAGGGCAUGGACGAGAUGGAGUUCACCGAGGCUGAGAGCAACAUGAAUGACCUCGUCUCCGAGUACCAGCAGUACCAGGAUGCCACCGCAGAAGAGGAGGAGGAUUUCGGCGAGGAAGCCGAAGAGGAGGCCUAAGGCAGAGUCCCAUCACCUCAGGCUUCUCAGCUCCCUCAGCCUUCUUCUUCAACUGCCCCUUUCUUCUCCCUCAGAAUUUGCAUUUUCUGCCUCUGUCUCCCCCCCCACCCCUCCCCUUGAGGGGGUUCUAGAACAGUGCCUGGUACACAGUAGGCGCUCAAUAAAUAUUUGUUGUUUGUUGAA